AUGCUGCGAACCCGUGCCUUUUCCACGUCGGCGCGAGUGCUGAGCUACAUUGGAAAGCAGCCCAUUCUCGUUCCCGAGUCGGUGACGCUGCAGAUCUCGCCCACUGAGGUGGUGGUUGAGGGUCCUCUGGGACGAGUCCAGAUGUCCAAGCCGACUUUUGUCAACAUUGCAUCGUCCCAGGACACCAUGAGCUCCGGCUCUGUGCUGUCUGUGUCGGUUAACGACGCCACCAACAAGACGCAGCGAGCCAUGUGGGGCACCAUGCGAGGCCUCAUCAACAACCAUGUGACUGGUGUGACUGAUGGCCAUGUCGCUCUUCUGACCUUGGUGGGAACUGGAUACCGAGCUGGAGUCGAGAAGGACGCCCACACCGGCGCUCCCAUUGUCUCCGUUCGAUGCGGUUUCUCCCACCCCAUCAACUUUGUCAUUCCUGCUGGCAUCGAGGUGACUACACCCAUCCCCACUCGAAUUCUCAUCAAGGGCGCUGACAAACAGCAGGUCAAGCUGUUUGGAGCUUCCAUUCGACUCAAGCGACCCCCGGAGCCUUACAAGGGCAAGGGAAUCUACCUCGACGACGAGACCAUCACCCGAAAGGCCACCAAGGUGAAAUAA
Molecule: messenger RNA, 612 nt
Organism: Yarrowia lipolytica CLIB122
Lineage: Eukaryota; Fungi; Ascomycota; Dipodascomycetes; Dipodascales
Product: mitochondrial 54S ribosomal protein uL6m
Biological process (GO): translation
Cellular component (GO): ribosome; mitochondrial large ribosomal subunit
Molecular function (GO): rRNA binding; structural constituent of ribosome
Source: RefSeq, a predicted model, not a curated record